UCGCUUGUCCCAGUUCCUGUGGCAGACGGCUCCGUUCAGUGGGACGCAGUUGAGCUGGGCCCUGUGGAUGAACCUCCAGUCAGCAAAUCGGGUGAAGCUGCCCCCAGGGACGAAGUGGUUGCUGGUGUCACACUUGCACAUCACCUUGAGUGCCUUGGCGUGGUCCGGCUUCCGUUUCAUGUUUUCCACGUAUUGGCAGUGGAUGGCAUCCUUCAGGGUCCUCUCUAGCAUGGUUCUAGCUGUUGGAGUGAUGAUAGUGUGAUCUGUAUUCUUUACCUGUGGCACCAGGACUCCCAGCUCCUGGCAUUCCUUGUAUCAUGUCCAGUGGCAGCUGAUACACUUCUCCAGUUGUCAUGUAGCAUUGCGGGCACAAGUUCAGAGAGAAGCAGUCUCCUCUGUCUCUUCCAAAUUCACCUUCCCGCGAGCUGCUCAGGUAGGUGGUGACAUCUUGGUUGGAGAGGGUCCUGGUGAUUCACUUCUUGAUGGCAUCCUGCAGAGCACUCUCCACGAUGUUCCUCACCGUAGCAUCCAGGCAUGUCAGAAGGCGGAAGGCAUGAAUGAUCACGGCAACGUCGCACAGAUCACCCAUUCGAGGGAUGUUGGCACCACCCUGCCUGUGCAAGAUGUACACCAGUUCAUUGCUGGUGUUUGGGGAAGAAACAUCCACUUCUUCACCAGCUGCCAGUAGUGUUGUCUGCCUUGUUCAGAGGUACCUUCGCCAUGGCAGAUCCCCUCAGGACAAAUGAGAUACAGGGGAUCAGGAAGGUGUUCAAGGCGUUGAUCUUCUGCCACGGUGUCAGUAGGGAAGAGUCGAUCCUGGCCACCUCUCUUGGGAUCACCACGAUGGUAUCCUCAGGUGUCUGUUGGACGCAGAAACCCAUCAGCUUGCUGAGAUGUUGGUACACUUGCCUGUCCUCGAGGAAGAUCAUGGGUUCACUCUGGAUCUGAAAAGACAUAGCCUGGACCAAAUCCCUUCUACUGCCAUUGAUAUGCAAGGAUGCACACUUCCUGGCACUGAAGCGGAGUCCCAUCUAGUUGGCAGCCUGGCUGGUGGUAUCAAGCAUUUGUUGGAGACUCUCGGGGUUGUCUGCAGUCAGGACCAGAUCAUCUGCAUAGGCCAGGGUGUCAUGUGAUCAGAGUUAGGUGGCAGCAGGAGUUGAAAUGCAUUCCAGUCACACAACUGAAAAUGGACCUGACCCCAAGGUAGUUAUACAGUUGAUCAAGAAGCAGUUGGUGAGUUCCAUCAAGGGACUGCAGAAACAGUAUGUGACCUCUGAUGCCGUUGUAACCAGUGACACUGACGAUGCUAAUGCCCUGUGCUGUGCACUAGAGGCUGUGUUUGUGCAUGGACUGAAGGCGAAGUACAUAAAAACAGACGCUGGAGGAAAAGUGAAAAAACCAUGUGGCCGUGCACCUCUUCCCCAGCCUGUCUUCUGGGGCUUGCUGAAAACCAUCACGCACAGAAACAUCAUUUUAGAGCUGGAACAGUUAAGUUUUAUCAGCACUGACGUGGGGCGCUGCCGUGCCUGGUUAAGGCUUGCCUUGAACGAUGGCCUCAUGGAGUGUUAUUUGAAGUUACUGCUUCAAGAGAAGUCCAGGCUGCCUGAGUAUUAUCAGACAUCAGCCCUGCUUCUGGAUGCAGAGGAAUGUGAAUUUCUGCUUAGCUUCUUGCAGGGGUUAACUUCCCUGACCUUCGAAUUGUCCUAUAAAUCAGCAGUUUUAAAUGAAUGGACUGUGACUCCCUUGUCCCUGUCUGGUCUUUGUCCUGUUUCGGAGCUUCUGGAGUAUCUAACAUCCUCCAGUUCUGAAUCCCAGAGAAAGGAGUCCCUGGGUUUGGUCUCUCGUUCUUCGGGAUCUGAUGAUAUUGAAGUUCAACCCAGCACAUUGGCCCUCAGCAAAAAUGAGGACAAAAGUAAACGUACGUGCUCCACGCUAAGCCUUAACACUAUGAGUUCAUCCCAGCUGUCCUCCAGCCUUGGCUCUGAUGGCCUCCUGCAGGCCAGCUGCACUAGAAGUCCUGAUAGGUGUGAGGAACCCCUGUCGUGUGACUCAGAUUUAGGGACAGCAAACGCAGAGGAUUUAGACAGAUCUCUGCAAGAGGUAUUGUCUGAAUUCAGACAAGCACAGCAAGUCUCUGAACCUACCGAAGAACCGCUCCUUCCUAAUCUAUUGGCACCUGCCCCAUUGCAGCCCGCACUUCCUCCUGCCAUCUCCAGAGCCUCUCACCUGCAUUUAAACGUAACAGCGGAGAGCACUCUUUGUUCUGCACCGCUUCCUGACACCGAUAACCCACAGUCCAUCCGGGCGGAAGAUCUAGCUAAGGCCAGCAAGAUACCAGAUCCUCCUUCACAGGUUACGGGAAUCCAGUUGUUGUCUCAGCCAAUCAUAACACACAAUGGUGCAGCAGACAAAGAUUCAUCCCAACAGCUUUACAUUAUUAACCCAGAGGAUAAAGAUGGAACCAGUGAGAUAAAUGGUGAUAAGAAAAGCCAAGAGGAUCUCAGCCCAGUGACAGAAUUCUUUCUUUCACCAGCAACAGCUUGUCCAAAAAGAAGGAGCUGGAUAUCAGAAGACGAUUUCUACAGGCCUUCUCCAGAAGGGAGCAGUAAAGGCCUAACUGAUUCUUAUGGGUCCUCUCUUGAGGGGGCCAGAGAAGGCCAGUCCGCAGAACUGAUCAGUGCACUCGGUUUGGAGCGACCCCUCUUAUCCUCUUCAAAGACUGGGAAGCCCAAGCCAUCCCCUGACCAGGAACAAAAGGGCUUCCAUGUUGUUCAUCGCAGGCAGAUCGGUCUUUCCAAUCCAUUCCGAGGCCUCCUGAAGCUGGGCAAUCUGGAGAGGAGGGGAGCAAUGGGCCUCUGGAAAGAGUUCUUCUGUGAGUUAUCCCCGCUGGAGUUCCGCCUCUUCCUGGACCACGAAGAGCGGAUUUAUAGUGAGAAUUACUCUCUGCUGCGAUGCGAGUCACAGGGGCUGGUUCACAGUGACGGCCGCUUUGAGCUGGUGUUCUCUGGUAAGAAACUGUGCUUACGAGCGCCUUCCCGAGAUGAAGCUGAGGACUGGCUAGACAGGAUACACGAGGCUCGAUGCAAGUGUCGGCCUCAGCAAGAGGAGGAAUGGGAGACACUUGAAUGUCCAGAAGACGACCUUGAAGGACACACAAUUGGAGUGUUGCUCGGUGACUCAGCUGCUUUGCUCCAGUACAGCAAUGGAGCUGGAAAUGCCUGUGAUUGGACGUCUUCUCUUGCACCAGAAUUAGAUGCCAUUAAAGAAUCGGUUCUUUAUAUGGAUGUAGAUAAAGCUUGGGCUCCUUUUAUUUUUUCCUUGUCAUUAGAAGCUUUAAAAUGCUUUAAAGUAAAAAACAAUGAAAAAACAUUAAGCAACAGCUAUGGAAUAGAGACAAUCCAAGACAUUCUUCCCGACACGAGUCUUGGUGGGCCUGCGUUUUUCAAGGUGAUAACCUCUAAAGCCAUCUUGAAGCUGCAAGCUGAGAGUGCUGAUGCCGCCGCAGCAUGGAGGGGGCUUGUUCGUAGAGUAUUAACCUCAUAUCUUGAAACUGCAGAGGAAGCCCUGACACUUGGUGGCAAUUUGGAUGGGAAUUCUCAGGCAAUCUUGAAAAACACUGUAAAGGAAAAUGGCUUUUUCUUACAAUAUCUGGUGGCCAUCCCCAUGGAGAAAGGACUGGACUCCCAGAGCUUCAUAUGUGCAGGUUGCUCCAGACAGAUCGGACUCAGUUUUGUGAAACCCAAACUUUGUGCAUUCUCUGGCCUCUAUUACUGUGACAGCUGCCAUCAGGACGACGAGUCUGUGAUUCCAUCGCGCCUUAUCCACAACUGGGACUUGACUAAAAGAGCAGUUUCUCGACAAGCUUUAAAAUUUCUGAAUCAAAUCCGCAUUCAACCUUUAAUCAAUCUGAAAUUGGUGAAUGAAAGCCUGUAUGCUCAUGUGGAGAGGAUGAGUCGAAUCUGUAAAAGCAGAGAACAGCUGAAACUACUUGGUGAUUACCUUAUAAUGUGUCGCAGUGGGGCCCUGAAGGAGCUGAGCAAACGACUGGGUUAUCGGGACUAUCUCUUGGAAUCACCCCAUAAAUACAGUGUCGCUGAUCUGAGACAGAUAGCCGAUGGCAUAUUUGAAGUGUACCUGCAAUCUCUGAUCCAGUUUGCUUCCCACCAUGUCUAUAACUGUGACCUCUGUACCCAGCGGGGUUUCAUCUGUCAGAUGUGUAACCACAGCAGCAUCAUUUUCCCCUUUGAGUUCGACACAACCACCCGAUGCAGAGAUUGUAAAACUGUCUUCCACAGGUGCUGCCAAGACAGCAUGAAAUCUUGCCCCCGCUGUGAACGCCGGCAGAAAUACCAGCAACAAUUGCAAGCGGAUGUCCUCAUGGAACCAAAUAUGUAGUGAGCAGCUUCUCACAGGUGGACUCUACACAGGCCUUUGCUCAUCUGCAAACUUGUGACCUGGACACUGUGCAAAGGAAGGGAAAAGGGAGUGCAUGCCAAGUGCCAUUCAGUCCUAGAAAAUACAUUCCUACCACUGGUUGGAGCAGCUCCUGCGUGCAGAUGUUCACCAGGGUAGGAAUAGCCUAAACUGUACAGUGCUGUGAGGAUGCCUAGGACAGGUGCAUCUCCUCAUGUACAAGCAGAGGAUACUGUUCCUGUGGGUGCUGAAAAGAGAGCCAAUGAAGUAAAAGCCUGCUGGAAAAGAUCAGUGACUCGCAAAGUAAUGGUGCUUUUAUUCACACUACCUGGUGCUGCUUAUUUUUUGCUGAAUGUCCCUCCCUGCGAAAGAAGUGUGUUCCAUUUACUGAGCUCCACUGGUUCCCAUCUUAGAGGAGAUACUACUUGGGAUGGAAAUCUGAUAGAUUUCCUGUGUGUAAAUCUACAAGGUUUGCAGUGGAAUGCCUGUAACAGAAGUAUGUUAAAGGUAUAGUUUUUUAGGAUAUUCGCAAUACUGGAAACCAGAAUUUUUCAUAUGUGACUUUGCACAGGAACUGCAUCUCACCUGCUUGGGAAAUAAACAUAGCAGCUACCUGCAGCCAAACUGCAGGGGAACUUUUCAAGAAAAACAAAAACAAAACCUGAAGCUGACAUGAAGCUCUUGUGCCUUUAACACUUUGUCCACAGUGGCUGCUUGGUCCUGCUGUUUUUGUGCCAUGUGCCAAAUGGCUGGGGUAUACUGUGUAAGACGAGAUGUCCAGAAGUCCCCCUGUGAGAGGAAAGACCAUUCUUCUCUUCUGCAGAGAAACCUUGGGCUCUUCCACAUCUAGCAUCCACCAAGAAAAGAGGCUUUUUAAAUAGCAAAACAAAAAACCCAGAUCCUCCUGGGCUGCUACUUUUUAUUUCUUGGCCAAUAAUGAGGCUGCUACUAGAUUUUAUUUUCCUUUCCCUCUGAUAUGGAGAUUAUUAGAGUCUAUCUAAUAGGGAAUAUGUCCUUUGUGAAGGUUGCUCCUCUUGCUAGUGGAUUAUGGAAAAAGCUUUAGACUGGUCUGGAAUCCAGUUUCUACAUUCUCAGUGGAAACACCUGCACAGUGAAGAAAUAAAUUGGCCUACAGCAUGGUAUUAUGUUAA
Molecule: messenger RNA, 5564 nt
Organism: Chelonia mydas (Green sea turtle)
Lineage: Eukaryota; Metazoa; Chordata; Testudines; Cheloniidae
Gene: PLEKHM1
Product: pleckstrin homology and RUN domain containing M1
Exons: 12
Coding region: 1162-4395 (1077 amino acids)
Source: RefSeq, a predicted model, not a curated record